This is a messenger RNA of Papaver somniferum (opium poppy), 815 nucleotides long. RefSeq names its product TATA-box-binding protein-like. The transcript has a single exon. The record is from RefSeq and is a predicted model, not a curated record. Gene Ontology annotation, biological process: DNA-templated transcription initiation. Gene Ontology annotation, molecular function: RNA polymerase II general transcription initiation factor activity; DNA binding. Bases 113 to 709 code for a protein of 198 amino acids. NCBI's taxonomy places the organism in Eukaryota, Viridiplantae, Streptophyta, Magnoliopsida, Ranunculales, Papaveraceae.
ACAAACCCUAGCUUCAAAAUCAUCUCCAUCUUCUUCUGUUUUUAUAGGCAAUCAUCUUCUUCGAUAUAGAAAUCAAUCCAAUAGUUUAACAGAAUUAGCUUUUGUAAUUGGCAUGGCGGAUCAAGAUAUGGAAUUGAUCGAUCAUACGGAUCAUCCUUCAGGACUUGUACCCAGAAUUCAGAAUAUCGUAUCAACCGUCGACUUGGAUUGCAAAUUGGAUCUUAAAGAAAUAGCUUUGAAAGCACGCAAUGCAGAGUACAAUCCCAGGCGAUUUUCCGCAGUUAUCAUGAGAUUAAAAGACCCCAAGACAACUGGUUUGAUAUUUCACAGUGGAAAAGUUGUUUGUACUGGUGCCAAAACUGAAGAACAAUCAAAGUUAGCAGCAAGAAAGUAUGCUCGCAUUGUACAGAAACUAGGGUUUCCUGCAAAAUUCAAGGAUUUCAAGAUUCAGAACAUUGUUACUUCCUGCGAUGUCAAUUUUGUUAUUAGGCUCGAGGCCUUUCAAUAUUCUAAUGGUGCCAGAUUUUCCAAAUAUGAACCUGAAUUAUUCCCGGGUAUGGUUUACAGGAUGAAAAAGCCAAAGGUUACAAUGCUUAUCUUUGUGUCAGGAAAAGUAGUUAUUACAGGGGCUAAGAAUAAAGGUGAGGCAUACACUGCGUUUGAGAAUAUCUACCCACUUCUUAGACAGUUCAGCAAAGCGGUUCACUAGAUGUAUGAUUUCCAGGCCUGAUGAUGUCUGUAUAUUGAGGGUUUUGAUCAGUUAUAUGCAUCUUGCAAACACUUAAAGAGUAAAUUGAAGGUAUUGGAAGACUAAU